AUGGAAUGUGGAAAGAGCUUCAGGCUGAGUGGAGAUCUGAGUUCCCAUCGAAGGAUCCACACAGGGGAGAAGCCACAUAAGUGCAUGGAAUGUGGAAAGAGCUUCAGGCUGAGUGGAGAUCUGAGUUCCCAUCGAAGGAUCCACACAGGGGAGAAGCCACAUACAUGCAUGGAAUGUGGAAAGAGCUUCAGGCUGAGUGGAGAUCUGAGUUCCCAUCGAAGGAUCCACACAGGGGAGAAGCCACAUAAGUGCAUGGAAUGUGGAAAGAGCUUCAGGCUGAGUGGAGAUUUGAGUUCCCAUCGAAGGAUCCACACAGGGGAGAAGCCACAUACAUGCAUGGAAUGUGGAAAGAGCUUCAGGCUGAGUGGAGAUUUGAGUUCCCAUCGAAGGAUCCACACAGGGGAGAAGCCACAUACAUGCAUGGAAUGUGGAAAGAGCUUCAGGCUGAGUGGAGAUCUGAGUUCCCAUCGAAGGAUCCACACAGGGGAGAAGCCACAUAAGUGCAUGGAAUGUGGAAAGAGCUUCAGGCUGAGUGGAGAUUUGAGUUCCCAUCGAAGGAUCCACACAGGGGAGAAGCCACAUACAUGCAUGGAAUGUGGAAAGAGCUUCAGGCUGAGUGGAGAUUUGAGUUCCCAUCGAAGGAUCCACACAGGGGAGAAGCCACAUACAUGCAUGGAAUGUGGAAAGAGCUUCAGGCUGAGUGGAGAUCUGAGUUCCCAUCGAAGGAUCCACACAGGGGAGAAGCCACAUAAGUGCCUGGAAUGUGGAAAGAGCUUCAGGCUGAAUCUGAGUUCCCAUCGAAGGAUCCACACAGGGGAGAAGCCACAUACAUGCAUGGAAUGUGGAAAGAGCUUCAGGCUGAGUGGAGAUCUGAGUUCCCAUCGAAGGAUCCACACAGGGGAGAAGCCACAUACAUGCAUGGAAUGUGGAAAGAGCUUCAGGCUGAGUGGAGAUUUGAGUUCCCAUCGAAGGAUCCACACAGGGGAGAAGCCACAUACAUGCAUGGAAUGUGGAAAGAGCUUCAGGCUGAGUGGAGAUUUGAGUUCCCAUCGAAGGAUCCACACAGGGGAGAAGCCACAUAAGUGCAUGGAAUGUGGAAAGAGCUUCAGGCUGAGUGGAGAUUUGAGUUCCCAUCGAAGGAUCCACACAGGGGAGAAGCCACAUACAUGCAUGGAAUGUGGAAAGAGCUUCAGGCUGAGUGGAGAUUUGAGUUCCCAUCGAAGGAUCCACACAGGGGAGAAGCCACAUACAUGCAUGGAAUGUGGAAAGAGCUUCAGGCUGAGUGGAGAUUUGAGUUCCCAUCGAAGGAUCCACACAGGGGAGAAGCCACAUAAGUGCAUGGAAUGUGGAAAGAGCUUCAGGCUGAGUGGAGAUUUGAGUUCCCAUCGAAGGAUCCACACAGGGGAGAAGCCACAUACAUGCAUGGAAUGUGGAAAGAGCUUCAGGCUGAGUGGAGAUUUGAGUUCCCAUCGAAGGAUCCACACAGGGGAGAAGCCACAUACAUGCAUGGAAUGUGGAAAGAGCUUCAGGCUGAGUGGAGAUUUGAGUUCCCAUCGAAGGAUCCACACAGGGGAGAAGCCACAUAAGUGCAUGGAAUGUGGAAAGAGCUUCAGGCUGAGUGGAGAUUUGCGUACCCAUCAAAGGAUCCACACAGGGGAGAAGCCACAUACAUGCAUGGAAUGUGGAAAGAGUUUCAGUCGGAGUUCACAUCUGCGUUUUCAUCAAAGAACCCACACAGGGGACGGAAGUAGGCCCAAACCUUUCCCAACGCUGGAACUCCAUUUCCCAGCUGCCCCGGCGGCACUUCCGGUGAGAGGGUGGGCGUGGCGGAUCCGGCUGGACUCGGCUAUUUCCGGAAGCGGGUCCGGCGCUGAGCUCACUUCGGUGUAUCCCUCCGCCGCCUCGGCCUCAGCUUCGGGUGGUCCCGCCCGGCCUCUCAUUGCUCUCCCUGGCCGGUGGAGAAGGCCUGAGGAGGGCGGGAUGGAGGCCGUGCCGCGGAUGCCGAUGAUCUGGCUGGACCUCAAGGAGGCCGGGGAGUUCGCCUUUCAGCCCGCCGUCAAGAAGGUCAGGCCUGGGAAGGCUCUCGCUGAGGGAAAGGCCCGGCGCGGAGGGAAAAGUAGUCCCUGGAAGGAGGGGGCGGGGAGGCAGGCCUCCUUGAGGGCCUCAUUGCGGGCAACAGGGCUGGGAGGCACCCCCAGAGGGCAUCCAGACUGA
This is a messenger RNA of Anolis sagrei ordinatus, 2214 nucleotides long. Lineage: Eukaryota; Metazoa; Chordata; Lepidosauria; Squamata; Anolidae. The record is from RefSeq and is a predicted model, not a curated record.